GCCGCUGCCGCUGCAGCCGCCGCCUGCUUCGCCUCGUCAGCUGCGCUCGGGGCGUCGUCUCCCCCUCCCGGCGCCUGGGCUGGGGGCCGGGUCAUGUCCCGAAAGCAGGCAGUGAAGAGCCGGCCGGGCAGCGGCCGGAAGGCCGAGGCGGAGCGGAAGCGGGACGAGCGCGCGGCUCGGAGAGCCCUGGCCAAGGAGCGGCGGAACCGGACGGAGCCCGGCGCCGGAGGCGAGGAAGAGUUCGUCAGCUUCGCCAACCAGCUGCAGGCCCUGGGGCUCAAGCUGCGCGAGGUGCCGGGCGACGGCAAUUGUCUGUUCCGAGCUCUUGGUGAUCAAUUAGAGGGACAUUCACGAAAUCAUCUCAAACACAGACAGGAAACUGUUGACUAUAUGAUAAGACAGCGGGAUGAUUUUGAACCCUUUGUGGAGGAUGAUGUUCCCUUUGAGAAACAUGUUGCCAGUUUGGCAAAAGCUGGUACUUUUGCUGGAAACGAUGCAAUUGUAGCCUUUGCAAGAAAUCAUCAAAUGAAUGUUGUUAUUCAUCAGCUCAAUGCCCCUUUGUGGCAGAUUCGUGGUACGGACAAAGCCAACGUCAGGGAGCUGCACAUUGCAUAUCGCUAUGGCGAGCACUAUGACAGCGUUCGGAGAAUCAAUGAUAAUUCAGAAGCACCUGCCCAUCUUCAGACAGACUUUCAGAUGCUUAAUAAAGAUGAAUCAAAUAAGAGAGAGAAGAUUAAGCCAAAGGAGGAUGACUUUGAAGAUGACUUGAAAGAUGAAGUAGAAGAUGCUGUACAGAAAGUUUGUAAUGCAACUGGAUGUUCAGAUGUUAAUUUAAUAGUUCAGAACCUAGAAGCUGAGAAUUACAAUAUUGAAUCUGCAAUACUAGCAAUGGUACAGAUGAACCAGGGGAAGAGAAACCCACAAUACCUUUCUUUGGAUGAAGCAGAGGAGAAACCGGAGAUCUAUGGAAGAGCUCAGAAACAGCGUGGCUCCAUAUGGGAGGAGGGUGGCAGUGGAAACAGAAUCUUUGGAAGUCAAAGCUUAAGUGAAAGUGGAAAUGAAAACAAUAAAACACAGACCAGUCCUGUUGGAGAAAACAAAACAAGUAAAAGCCAGCCUCUAAAGGUAACAAAUAAACAAAAGAAAGAGCAGCAGCGCCUGGAAAAGAAGAGGCGCCAGGAGGAGCGACACCGUCAGAAAGCACAGGAGAACAGGAGUAACAACACUGAUAACAAUCGCAGUGAGGCAGAUGCUAGUGCCCAGGUCACCUUGGUGAAGACCUUUGCUGCCCUCAACAUCUGACUGGUCUUGGUGUCUUUUAAAACAAUAAGCUGAUGGAAAAUGGAUUGCUGAAUAGGAAAUAGACUAAGCUUUCUGAUAAGGCCAUCAUUAAAAAACACACACACAAAGAAAGGAAAAAGCUUACAGAACAUAUACAAACACAUUAGUUUGUCCCUAGCUCUUUUUAAUUUAGCAUUUCAUCAGUGAUGUGUUCUUUUGUUGUUUUGACCACAUGUGCAGUAAAAAUCACCUGUAAAACUCAAGAACUUAGGAAUGGUUAAUUAGGUCAGUGGAACAUUUUAAGUGUGGCUCUGCUCUCCCUGAUAGUGAGUUCAAAGGUUAUGGACUCUUUCCUUAAUAUUUGGGGUGAGUUUUGCUGUAUUGUUCACAAAUUAAUUCAAGUUGGUAGUUUCAGUUUUAGAAUGACAAGCCUGUUUUCCUCCCCUUGUUUUUAUGCAGACAUUAAUAUACAGGGUAGUUUGCAAAUGAUCUCCAACUCAGGAACAAGUUUAGACUUUUAUUUUCUUCUGAUCCUAAUUGCAUAGACAAAAAUUCAGGAACUGUUUUUCCAAAGCUGUAUAAUAUAGGGACAGAUGGGGCCUAUAGUCAGGGUGAAAAAUCAGAUAAUUUAGAUUUCUCCCCCUCUUGGAUUUUAAUAUUGAGUUUCAACCUGAACCAGGUGCUUUUCACGUCUAGUUGUACUCAAGCCAUAUGCUAGCUAAUGCUUCUGACUGUUAAAGAGGGAAGAAAGAAAAAGCAGAAGUGUUGACUUCAUGGGUACCCAUUUCUUUGAAAUGGAAAAGAUUGCCUUAUUGUUUACAAGACAUUUCUGAAACUUUGGACAUGACUGGAACAGGGUUUUCUUCUCUUUCAUAGUAAUGAAGGGGAUAUCAAGAAAUUCCUGACCUGAUGUCUGAGAAGAACCUGCCUUCAAAGGGAUUCUUUAUGUGUAGGACUGUUUUUAUAAAGGGAGAACCAUACUUGUUAGGAAGAAUGAUUUUUGUUUUUGUUUUUUCCCCUAAGUUGACAUUCUAAACAUCUCAGAUUUCUUCCCUUCCAUUUUAGAUUUGGAAAGCUGCUAUCAAAGAUGUCAAGGAAACUUAACUGUGUUGGUCCAUGAAUUAAAAUUUCUUUAGUGUCAUGGAAAUCAAAUUCCUUGUAAUAAUGAACUUAUUUCUCAUUCUUGGGAUUUUGAUAGUAGAAAAAACUCACUGCACUUGUCAUUGUGGAUCAUGGGUCAGAACAGAUAUCUCAGCUAAGGUCCUUAAACUCUGAUUCUGAAAUUGCAUAGCAGGGUUUGAGCAAUUUGAGCAUGUUUUCUCAGGAUUCUUAGCUUGUGUGAAAGAACACUUUCCUAUUUGGGAAUGUUUGUGUGUAUGGUGUCUAAUCUUCAAAUUUUGACUGGUUUGUGUGAAAACAAUACUUGAUGAGUCAUAAGUUAUAUUAUGAAUUGAUUUCCCAUUUAAAAAAGUGAUCCCAGUUGUAAAGAUUCCCAGAAAGGAGACCUAUAAAAGCAAUAUUUGAAUUGUAUAGCUAUUGUUGUCUGGGCUGGCCCUGGAUUCAUGAAAUUAUCUUUUUAGCAGCAGCAUUUAUGCUUUCUUUGGUUUGAAUGAUGUAUUUUGAUUUUUUUGUCUCCAUUUUGAUGACCUUUUGAUUGGAACAUUAACAUUUUUCUGGGAUUGUUCCCAGGACAUUGUGGUUUGGGAUUUUUCCAGAGUACAGAUUGUAAUAUUUAUCAGGUUUCUUAAACAGCUAGGUGGAGACAGACCAUGCAUACUGGUCAGUAGUUUUUUUUUCUCUUCUGCAUAUUGUAGAAUCCUUUGGGUUGAGAUAGUCUCCAUUAUUUAGCAAAUGAUUCCUUUUGUCUUGGAGAGCUACCUUUGAGUGCUUCUGAACACUUUUAUAAACAUAAUUUAGGAUGGUUACUCUAUUGGUGUUCAUCUCCGGGCACGUUCCUAAUUGGGACCAAGCUUUUUCUGAAUGAGCUGUCUUUCUGUUCUGUUGGGUUUGUGCUUCUCCGUGACAGCAGACAAAGGAGAAUGGGCCCCAUCAGAAAGAAUGAGAAGAAUGACGUGAACAUGAAAUUCAGCAUUCUUAAUCAGAGGUAACUGAAGGGACCCAUCGUAGGAAAUGUUGGAGGAUACUACCUCUUGCUUCAUUGGUCACUGUUAGUGGUCAAGAGGAGCUUGUCUAUCUCUAGGAAUUUGGGAGGCACUAUAAAGAUUAAAGAGCAUUUAUUUUGUCAUAUCUUCUUGUUUUUAGGAUUGAGUAAUUUAUAAUCCACAAAAUUUCUGGGAUUAAAUGAUAGUGGCUCUGUUCAUCAACUAGCUACUUAAUUGAUUGGUGUCAUUGUUUUCUUUCACAUCUUCAGUUCUAAAUUGAUGCUGUUUCCGUGCUAACUUUUAGGAAUUGGGGAUAUGGAUUUUUAUCUUAGUCGUCAUCAUUUAGUUUAAGAUUUGAUUUAAGAAUUUAUUGCCUCAGUUACCCAUAAAGCAGGAUAAAUGAAAUCCAUGGAUGUACCUUGAAAGGGCUUUUAUAUUGGUAUGCAGUCACAAUUUGGAAAGCUCUGUAUUUUUAAUAUCUGAUAAGACCACAUUGGUGGCUGCUAGCCUAGUCAGGGUCACCUAUUUGAAUCAUGAUUAGGAAUUGAAUCUCUUUUAAACUUCCAUGUCAUUGGGACAUUUAGUGUUAAAUGGACUUUUCCCUGAAUACUCUUACUGCAGAGAAAAGAAGGGAGCACUCAAAAGCUCUGUGGUAGUUUAAUUAGUAGCACUACAUUUAUAAAGUUUUAAAGUAAUUUUUCAUAUUAGGAUAGGAGGGUGAAAAAACCCUCAUUGGUGGCUGCUGAAUCAGGGAGAAAUGUUUAGGUCAGACCAUUUCUAUUUAGUACCCCUAGAAGCCACCAGAAUGGAUUGUGGAAUUCAAUUUUCUGUGUGUGUGUGUGUGUGUGUGUGUGUGUGUGUGUGUGUGUGUGUGUAAAAGCGUAAUACUCUUUUGACAAACUGAAUCUAUGCUUUCAGGUAUGAUCUCUGGGUGAGGAAGUUGUGGCAAAAACCCUUAACCGCUAGUUGAGGACCAUCUAGAGUUUCUUCCAUAAGCACAGAAAACAUUUCCAUAGCUCUCUUGGCAUCUGUCACUGUGUGACCUCUCCUGUGGAGCAGCUAGACCUGGGCUCAGGAGAAGCUGGAAUGUAGGUAAUUGCUAAUGCUCUGUUAAUGCUACUCUAGGGAAGCCGUUACCUGUGAAAGUGCAGUUGAAGAGGGGAAACCUUUUGUGAAUGAGUUAAAUGGGCUGUGUUGCUGUCCUGGGCAUUCAGCAAGCAAGCCCCCAUUGUAAAUAUGCCCUAACAUCCCCUUUGAACUAAUAUGGUAGAUCUUGAUGCCACUACUGCAGCAUUUCUAGUUUAGGGGAACCUCCCUAGGCCUUGCCUGGGUUUUACCAGGUCAACAAUAGUGAUCUCAGUUCACCAUUCCUGAAAUGCUAAAUUCUAAUGAAACUUUUGAUCAUUUUCAAAACAGUAAGUAAAGAAAUAUACAUGUGGAUCCUGAGGCAGAAGUAACCUCAGAAAGGCAUGCUUGCCAACUAGAGAUGAAUAGUGCAUUCUAAUAGAGAUGAAUAGUGCAGUUCAUUGCAUAUAUAGUCUUAGUUCUUCCCCAUUUUUGGAGUAGAAGUACAGGUGUGCACAUUUUGGCCUCGGGGCACCGUUCAUUUCAAAGUUUUUAACUACAGAAACUAUACAGUUUGCCUAUGUAUUGUUGGCCUUAGUCAUUUCCUAGUGUUAUUCAUCUCAGACUUCCUAGUAGAUAUCAUUCCAAAUCAGAGAGCUUCAUACAGCCAUGCUGACACGGAUGGCAUCAUUGAUUAAUAGACAUCACUUUUUAUAGAGAUGUCUUCCUGCAAAGUUGAAUUUUUUUUACUGACAAUUCUAAAAUUUAAGUUUUGUCCCUAAGUUGUGAUAACAACUCACAUUUAUGUAAUGCUUUAACAAAGUAUUUUUCCCACAACAACCUUGUGAGCUUGGUAGUGCAGGUGUUAGCCAUAUUUUACAAAUGAGGAACCUGAGGCUUGUUCACAGUCACAUAGCUAAUAAUUGUCAGAGACAGGAUUUGAACCCAGGUCUAUUGACUCCAAAACCAGCACUCUUUCUAUAACACCAUGCUGCCUAAUGCUGAAAAUAAUCAGAAUCCCUUUACAAUCAUAUGUUUAAAUGAAAGAUGGCGAAUUUCUCAGAACAUAAGAAGAUUGAAAAUAAGUCACAAAGUGCAAAUAUGGUUCUCUAUCUCAAAAUGUAAACCUUGAAGAUAGAGCCAGAUGAGAGAUGUAUGCUUUGUCUGUUUCCUGGAUGUUUAUGUUCAGAUAUUUAGUAGUGUGGGUACCAAUUUUGGAAACUUGUUUCCACAGGCAUAAACUUCUAUAUAACAAAUUGCUUUUAAGCUGGUGAUACACCAGUGAUACCGAACCUUUUAUCCUCCCUCUCACCACCUCCCCACGCCCCUGUUAGCUGACUUUGAUCAGGGUUGGUAGGAGUAGAAGGUAAUUUACCACUGGAUGAUGAUUCAGUGGUCCACGUGAAGUAGAUUGGCAGGUCUAAUGCCAGUUCUUAUUAGGGAGUAUCCUAAAGAUUACUUGUAUGAUUUCCUUACAAUAAUUUGAACUUGGACAUGGAGACCAAACUACUGUUUGUUCCUCUGGCUGCUCUGUUUGUUAGAGCCUCUGAUGUGGAAGUGUUUGGGUGUGAACCUUAUGAUGUUCUGCCCUUGCUUCCCCUUUUUCUGUGGAUUAAAGGGCAUCUGGUUUCCCUGGCUAUCCAUCUGGUAUACUUCAACAGCCAUACAUUCACAAAAGAGAAAGGAGAGAGGUGAAUUGUCAUCUCAAGCCUGCCUGCCCUUGGGUCUCCAGCCAUGGUGCUGGCGUACCAGCAUGCCCUUUAAAAAGGGUGUGAAUGCCUGUUGAUGUACGAGGGGCCUUCUCUUUUUUCAGAUUGCACUACACUUGUUCUAGCUUCAGUUUGGAGAUAUUUAAGACCUCCAUGGGGUCAUGAUCCAUAGACUUAGCAAGUCUUGCCUUAUCUAUGGAAAUUGAUGAUGAGAAACAUGUCCUAGAGUCUAAUGUCUGUAGUUUACACCCCAAAGUGUUUUUUUCAGAUUCUGUCGAUCUAAGCCUUUUUUAUUUUUAAUUUACCAAAGUACUGUACUUGGCUAUUUGCAGUGUUUUCAAACCAAAUGUUUCUGUUUUGUGUUCUUACUUUUAAAUUCUUGGUGCAAUAGAAGCUGCAAAGAUGUGCCACUUUAUCUAUGAAAAUGGAGUUUUGUAUUCUGAUGAAAUCUAGAUUAAAAACCAACUUUAAAGUUG
This is a messenger RNA of Dromiciops gliroides (monito del monte), 6633 nucleotides long. It is a transcript of the gene OTUD3, whose product is annotated as OTU deubiquitinase 3. Gene Ontology annotation, biological process: protein deubiquitination. Lineage: Eukaryota; Metazoa; Chordata; Mammalia; Microbiotheria; Microbiotheriidae. The record is from RefSeq and is a predicted model, not a curated record. The coding region runs from base 94 to 1302 and encodes 402 amino acids. The transcript is spliced from 8 exons. Gene Ontology annotation, molecular function: cysteine-type deubiquitinase activity.